AUGUACGGCGGCCGGGGCGGGCAGUAUCAUGGCGGUGGCCCCGGUAACAGCAACUACGUGGGUGACGUCUGGUACGCGCCGCGCAACAGCGGUCCACGAGAGGACUACACGAUGCGCGGGCAGGGAAACCCUGGCGGCAACUAUCGCAGCAACAACCCCUCGAGGCGAGGAGGGAGGCCGGACUCCGAAAACACAAUCUGCAGGCAUCAUGCGCUGAACGAUCAAUGCCGCUUCGGCGCCAAGUGCCUCUACCGCCACACCCUGAAGAGAGUAUGCUUCCUGCAAGACGUCUGCCACAAGGGCGUGUACACGCUCGCCGUGUGCCGCGUGAGCGACACGCGGCUGGAGCUGUUCGCCACGGGCCAGGGCACCAGCGUCAAGAGGCUCUCGCUAGCGGGCGACAUCAACGGCGGCAUCUCCCUGAUGGAGCAGACUUCGUUCACGCUGAACGUCCAAUAUGUAGACAAGAACUCAUACCAGCCGAGGAAUAGGCGCUCGUCGGACCAGGUCGUAUUCAGCAUGCGCUGCAUCAACGACUGCCUCUUCGCGGGGCUGCGCACGGGGCACAUAUCAGUGUACCACAUCCCUACCGGCACAUCCACACUCAUAUACGGGCACUCGGCGCCAGUGACGACCGCCAUUCUGGUGGACACGGCCGUGCUGACGGCGUGCGAGCAGGGGAAGAUAUGCAUUUGGAGCUUCGACAGCGCAACCAACGGAUUCACAUGCGUCAACACCAUCGCCACCAACACCACCAUAUCGUGCCUGCUGGAGGUCAACGACGGAGUCAAUCGGAAGCUAUGGGCCGCGGGGAACUCCAUCACCGUCAUUGACCUCACCACCCUGAGCGUGGUCCGGACCACACCGAUACCCAACGACUUCGCAAAGGCGAUGGUGCGAUACGGGCAGCACGUCAUCGUGGCGCUGCACUCAGGCGACUGCGUGGUGCUCGAUGCGAACGUGGAGAUGGUGUACCGCGUGCCGGGAGAUGGAGUCGCCCUCACGGCCAUGGAUGGAAUGCAAAGCGAGCGGGGGGACGUCCUGCUACUGGGCAAAAAGUCCGGCGUGCUUAACAUGUACCAGAUACCCGCGUUCAACCUCGAGGGCACGCUCAACUGCAAUUUCGACGGGCCGCGCAAUACCAAGUGGCCGGGGAUAUCCGCCAUCACGUCCUUGGGAGGAGGCCUAUUCGUCACCGCGGGCUACGACGGGCACCUGCAGAUAUUCCGGUACUCCAACAACGCCGGACCAGGGUUCUGA
Babesia bigemina is the source of this 1260-nucleotide messenger RNA. RefSeq lists its product as hypothetical. Lineage: Eukaryota; Apicomplexa; Aconoidasida; Piroplasmida; Babesiidae. Gene Ontology annotation, molecular function: protein binding; metal ion binding. The transcript has 4 exons. The record is from RefSeq and is a predicted model, not a curated record. The coding region runs from base 1 to 1260 and encodes 419 amino acids.